AUGGGAAGUCUCCAGAUGAUUGUGAAAAAAAAGUAAGAGAUAUUCUUUCCGACCUUGUAAAGACUUUAAAAAUAGAGCAUAUUAAAGCUUUCCCUUUUUACAGAUACCAUGAAGAAAAAAAAACAUAUUUACAACUUUAUACAAGCGGUACUGGUAAAAGAAAAACAGCCAUUAAAGCUAUUCAAGAUAAUAAUUUUAAAACUGCAUCAGAUGAUUUAUAUUUAUUUCACCAUAAAGUAGUCUAA
This is a messenger RNA of Funneliformis geosporum, 245 nucleotides long. The record is from the annotation of a GenBank genome assembly. NCBI's taxonomy places the organism in Eukaryota, Fungi, Glomeromycota, Glomeromycetes, Glomerales, Glomeraceae.